Venustampulla echinocandica is the source of this 582-nucleotide messenger RNA. RefSeq lists its product as uncharacterized. Bases 1 to 582 code for a protein of 193 amino acids. Gene Ontology annotation, biological process: mycotoxin biosynthetic process. The record is from RefSeq and is a predicted model, not a curated record. NCBI's taxonomy places the organism in Eukaryota, Fungi, Ascomycota, Leotiomycetes, Helotiales, Pleuroascaceae. The transcript is spliced from 2 exons.
AUGUGGGACGUUUCCCAUGUCCCCAACCCGCCACCUGCUUUCAGUCCAAAAGUCUUUAAUCCAAUUUCCGAUCUUGACUCAUUCAAAUCUGCAGAGGCGGCCGCGAAGGAUACAAGUUGGGAGAGUCUUCUCACACCUGGAGGAGGCUUUAUACAGGUAGAAAAAGAAAAUGGAGAAGAGAUUGGCUUCGGGGUAUCGAUGUUCCAUCAACUUCAUUGUUUGAUUAUGAUCCGAAGCAUGCUGUUGGGUCAACCUAUGUCCCAUGCACACGAAGCUUCCGACUGGUCGGAGGAUAAUAUGCAUUGGCUACAUUGUUUGGACUAUUUGGCUCAGGCUAUUCUAUGUGCGGCAGAUGAUACUUUAGAGAAACCUGGUUUUACCAAGAAUUUCAAAGGCAAAUUGGUGGAAGGGAUAGAUGGUAUGAAUCACACACAUCAAUGUCGAAAUUCAUCUGAACUAUGGCAUACUGUCUAUGAUUCGGAGACAAAGCCCAGGAAAUCGCGAUUGCUAGGCCAGACUACAGUUUAUCCUAUUCCAGGGAGGGAUAGUGAAGGCAAAAAUUGGGUUACGAGCGAAAGCUGA